Molecule: messenger RNA, 1649 nt
Organism: Dermacentor andersoni
Lineage: Eukaryota; Metazoa; Arthropoda; Arachnida; Ixodida; Ixodidae
Product: MIF4G domain-containing protein-like
Biological process (GO): regulation of translational initiation
Cellular component (GO): cytosol
Molecular function (GO): translation activator activity
Source: RefSeq, a predicted model, not a curated record
CCGUUGCGCCUUCAAUUUUCCAUUGUGGUCGCACUUACCUCGAGAGCGUUCAUUGCCGUAGCGUCCGUUGUGUGACCAUUUAAGGUUAAAUGGUGAGGUUGGCAGCCUUGAUUGCCUGAGGCAUCGUUUUUUUUUUCAUCGCUGCCGUCUCUGCUGCACCGGGGCCUGUUCACCAAAGUGCGUCAUUUCUGUGUUGUAUUUACCGCCAACCUGUACAGCUGCAGUGGAAGGUGUUCCAAGGAUCGCAGUCGCACUAAAGGAUUUCUCAACUUCCCGAUAUUCAAGUUGCUGGUAAUUACCAAGAGAGCUGAGGGAACCCAGCCAUCAUGCAGUUCGGCGCCGAGGACUUGGGAUUAGCGGGUGUUGGAAAACUGACCUUGCAGAGCAAGUCGGUUGCAUGUCGGCCUUCUCCGGGACUUGACAUGACUCAUGGCUUCAUGAAAAAAAUCCAGGAGUUGCAGAUGGAGCAUCUUCGACAGCCUGAACCAAAGAAUGCCGCAAUUACGCCUACAAGCACCUCGCCCCAGACCGGUGGCUCCCAGAGGUCAACCAAGCCAACCUUGGAAAUUUACAGGCCACCCGAGAUGCUGUGCCAACAAAACAAAGAUAUUGAGGCGUCUGAUACUGACCGCAUCCAAUGCCAGCCCUUCAACACCACAACCAACGGCAACCCAGGGACGCAUCCGAAGCCAAGACUGGACCAUUCUGAGGUUCCAGAUGUUGUGCUGGAACUGCAGCCCGCUGGCGGCAGCCCACAGUCGCACAGUGAUUACAAGAAGGACGAGUACAGUCUUCUGAUGGUUAAGCAAGCUUUGCAAAACCCUACUUCACUAAGCACGCAGCAGCUUCAGAGGCUUGCACGCGGCAUCUGUCAGACGGCACCCAAGAGCAUCGAGCACGCUGAACCAGCAGCCAAGUUUUGCCACCGGAUUGCCUUGGUGAGCAACAGCGUGUUCCUCGAGGGCCUGUUGAGCAGCUGCCGCGAGUUGUUCGAGAAGCGGGAGGAGCUGAUGGGCACGCUUGAGGCUGCGACAGGUGUGCCGCUGCGCUGGACGCCCUACGUCUCCUUCGUGGCCAAGCUGCUGGUGGAAUUCGAGUCAUCAGACUGUGCCAAUUCGGCCGGCACCACUGUCGAUGCCAGCGGUGGCGAGAGGCCAAGUGGCGCCUGGAAGAGGACUGUGCAAUCCCUGGCCAUUCUGCUGAGCAGCUGCUUCCAUGUGAUCUUGCGCCCUCCAUUCCUGGGCAGUGCUGCCGAGAUGGAGUGCCUGAGGUCAGCGGUGACGGCUGCUGGCAAGGCCAUGGAGCGUGUGGCACCACACGUGACGUGCGCACUGAUGGCUCGACUGCGCGACGCCUUCCUCGAGCCGGGCACGUCGGCACGCUCACGCAAAGUCCUGCUGGAGCUGAUUGAGCUGCGCGCUUCCGGUUGGCAGCUGAGAUCUGCAGCGCAGCAGAUGUACUACCACCCUGGCAGGACCUUCCAGUCUCGCAAUUGAAUGUGUGACGAGGGCAGGGACGCCACUCAAUGUAUUCAAUUUUCACAAACGCCAUAGUCACACAUGUAAAAGCGGCAGUGAAAAUGAUUUUUGAUUCAUUGUAAAUGCGUAAUUUAUUUUAUUUAUUAAAUGUGCGAUGUAUUAUCUGUUGCA